Molecule: messenger RNA, 1595 nt
Organism: Drosophila ananassae
Lineage: Eukaryota; Metazoa; Arthropoda; Insecta; Diptera; Drosophilidae
Gene: Iru
Product: E3 ubiquitin-protein ligase Iruka
Exons: 1
Coding region: 260-1390 (376 amino acids)
Biological process (GO): positive regulation of DNA-templated transcription; protein ubiquitination; ubiquitin-dependent protein catabolic process
Cellular component (GO): nucleoplasm; cytoplasm
Molecular function (GO): ubiquitin protein ligase activity
Source: RefSeq, a predicted model, not a curated record
GUGUGCCCGACGACUCCAAGAUUUCGGCUCUUUUGCGCUGACGGCCACUUUGAAAGGCCUUAUUUUUAGAAAAAUAUAAUUCAUUAAAUUCCCCAAAGUUCGUCGCAGACCCAAUGUCCGGCGUGGAGUUCGGUGUGCGUACAUUGUCCCCGCCCGUGCAACGCAAAGCUUAGAGCUGACAAAUAACAACAACCAAACAUAAAGGUUUAGGCAUCUUGCACAACCAGUUACCCGCAGGAUAUAGAAAAGGACUCACAGGAUGGCCGAGGCUAUGGUGGAGGAUAGGGCUGCAGAGCCGAAACGCUUCUUCUGCCACAUGUGCAACGUGGAAAUCAACAUUCCCAACGCGGACUUCACCUGCCCGCUGUGUGCCAACGGCUUCGUGGAGGAGCUACCGGCGAACGCGCCGGAAUCGGUUUCACCGGCAGCUGCCACCACAAGCGGUGGCCGAUCAGGCAGCAGCGGAUCAACAGGAUCGCAAGAUGGCCAAAGCAGAAGCAGCUCAUCCACAGGCUCCCAGGUUAACGUUGAGUCACUGCGCAAUGACAUAGUCUCGCUACUGAGUAUGCGGAAUGUACCGAACUUGGAGAUUACCAUUGAACCAAAUAGGCGGCACGGCAAUGUGGUGCACCUGGGCGGGUUCGGAGGACCUUCGGCUAGUUCGUCGGCCGGUUUGACCGCCGGGGGACGUGUGCGUCCUGCAAAUCUUGAUCGUCUUGACAACGUGCUGUUUGAUUUUCUGCAGAGUCUGCCCUUGGCCGGCGCCACGGCUGAAAUAGUUACUGGACCUGGCGGUAGCGUCGGUGGGGGUGGUAAUUCACACAUGUUUUUUAUGGGAAACCCCGGAGACUAUGCAUGGGGCCGGGAGGGCUUGGACACCAUUGUUACCCAGAUGCUCAACCAGAUGGAGACCUCGGGACCGCCACCGUUAUCAUCGCAACGCAUAAACGAGAUACCCAAUGUGCAGAUCACUGCCGAGGAGGUGGAACGAAAGAUUCAGUGCUCUAUAUGCUGGGACGAUUUCAAACUUGACGAAACUGUGCGAAAGCUACCAUGUUCGCAUCUAUACCACGAGAAUUGCAUUGUGCCAUGGUUAAAUCUUCACAGCACCUGUCCCAUUUGCCGAAAAUCACUUGCGGACGACGGCAGUGAUGCCGACGAGGAAUUCGUCCUCCUGGACGGAUUUUCUGCCGAAAAUGGAGCAGAUGCUGCCAGGAAUUCGACCAGCAAUGCUACAGGAACAGAGAACCCAGCCCCAACCAACAGUACCAGCAGCUCCACCCAAACUCCCACGGACAGAAACCGAGCCCGUACGGAAGCUUCUGCGAAUCCCGCCCAGCCUCGCAACAACGUCUUCACAUUUGACGACGACAACAUGUUUCUGGACUAACUGGGUCAAAAUAACGAUCGACGGAUUGAUAUUCAAAAUUAAGCCAAUUAUUGGCCGCGGCUUAGCAGUUUAGCCCUAAAAUACAAUUAUUCAUAUAUAUAUAAUAGAUUUUCCUCACGCUUAAUUUUGUUGUUGUUCAAAAUAACGAUUUGUAAUAAAUAUAUGGCGGAAUAUUACGCGAUUCCGUUGGCUCUGCAAAACUAGA